This is a messenger RNA of Parascedosporium putredinis, 732 nucleotides long. The record is from the annotation of a GenBank genome assembly. Lineage: Eukaryota; Fungi; Ascomycota; Sordariomycetes; Microascales; Microascaceae.
AUGCUUGUGGAUGAUGAGCGGAGGGCGAUGGGAUGGCAGGAGCGGGUUUGGGGCUAUACCGGUGCUUGCGGAAUGGUCCAAGGACUUGCCACCGGGUAUUUCCUCUGGGACCUUAUCGUCACCUCUCGAAACUUGGACGUUUUUGGUCUUGGUACGCUCGCCCAUGCAGUUAGUGCCCUCGCUGUCUAUGCCCUUGGAUUUCGGCCCUUCGUCAACUUCUAUGCUUGCAACUUCAUUCUUUGGGAACUUUCUACACCAUUUUUGAACAUUCACUGGUUUCUAGAUAAACUUGGGAUGACAGGCUCCGCGAUGCAACUUUACAACGGGAUUCUCUUGAUAACGACCUUCUUCUCAUGCCGCCUUGUAUAUGGGACCUAUCAAUCCUACCUCGUCUUCAAAGAUGUAUGGUCAGCAGUCGGUACCCAUCCGGACCUGUCGCAACUUGAGGCUCAGGAGGCUGGUGAUAUAAUGAGAUUUGCGGUAGAAGGGAGUACCGUGCCCUUGUGGCUUGCAGUGGUGUAUCUUGCUAGUAACACGACGCUAAACAGCUUGAACUGCUACUGGUUCUACAAGAUGAUCCAGGCACUCUCUAAGCGUUUCCAGACCACCGAGACCGGUCUGCCCGAAGAAAAGGCACGAGGGAAAUCCUCCGGUUUUAUUACUGCGCUGGAGCCUCGGAAGCGUAAUGCCGUAGCCUUAGGGCCCAGUACUGAGCUGGACGUCGUCAUUUAG